AAGUUGUUUUGAUAAAAAAUAUGAUUUUUAUAACGUUUAAGUAUUUUAAAAACCGUCGACGUUUUAUUCUACCGGAUUAGAAUUAUUAUUUAAUCCCGGGAAUAUCCGAGUGGGUGUUAGCGCAAGCCCCUGCUUGCCAGGGCAUCGGCUGUACCUAAUACCAAGGACCUGGAACGACAUAAAUAGGGUAAGACAAUGCCAGCCCGGAUAUUGACCGCGCGCGAUGGUGGGGGGAGCGAAACGAUCGUGGCUGACAGCCCUUUCGCCAACUUCGAGUCCCUCACCCAAGCAGCGAUUAUCGGAGUCAUGGGCAUCGCCAUCGUGGCAUCCAACCUCCUCAUCAUUGCCGCUUAUCUGAACUUCAAAGGCCUGUCCCACGAGGUGAUAAACUACUAUUUGCUGUCACUGGCGGUCGCUGACCUGCUAUGCGGCCUCUUCGUGGUACCACUUUCCGUAUACCCAGCGCUCACCGGUCGCUGGAUGUUCGGAAACUUCAUGUGCCGUCUCGCUGGUUACAUAGAAGUGACGCUGUGGUGUGUGUCGGUAUACACCUUUAUGUGGAUAUCCGUCGACCGUUACUUGGCCGUGAGAAAACCUCUCCGAUAUGAGACGGUCAGUAAGACGGUCCAAACCCGAACACGAAGUCAGUGUUGGAUGGUGUUCACUUGGAUUUCCGCCGCUAUGCUUUGCUGCCCGCCAUUGCUCGGAUACAAGAAAGACGCGAAUUUCGACAAGGAAACUUACAUUUGCAUGCUGGACUGGGGCUCCACGUCCGCUUAUACCGCUACCUUGGCCAUCCUCGUACUAGGCCCCAGCGUAAUAUCGAUCGUGUAUAAUUAUUAUUACAUAUUCCUUAUGAAGAGAAAACUGCACAGCGGAGUACCGAUUCACGAUAAGGAGUACGCGACAGCUCUCGCCGAGAACCUGUCGAACCCAAGCCACUGUAUGAGCUUCGUGCUCAUCCUGACGUUCUGGCUAAGCUGGGCUCCCUACGCGAUAGUCCGUUUGUAUGAAUGCAUAAUCCAACAGGAGCUCAAAGUGCCCAUGCUGCAUUUCAGCGUGGUUUGGAUGGGUAUAUUGAAUUCGUUUUGGAAGUUCGUGAUACUUUUGACACUGAGUCCACAGUUUCGCCUCGCUGUCAGAAUACUCUGCUUGACGUUUUGCUGUCGCUCGAACGCGAGAUUGCAAGCUGAGCUGAUUGGUUUGGACAGUGACGAUUAAUUCCCGUAGGAGUGGCUCCAUAGCCGGUUUCGUAUUGGUGUAUGCUGCAUCAGGCCGAGCGGAACUGUACAGGUUGUGUCGUUAUGGAUCCUCUUACAUAUUGAGGAGGUCUUUUAAUCCCAUUUAUGAAAUCCAGGAGUCAAGUUAGUUUCGGGAUUUGAGUAAUAUCACAUAAAUAUUAUGCAAUACAAAACCAAACUGCCACAAUUGCUUUAUUUAUGGACAUUAAGGAAAAUAAUGUAAAAACUUUUUAGAAAUUUUUAAUCCAAAAUUUUAAACCAAUUCUCCUAAAGGCUUGCCUCCGGUAUUUCAUAUUUUAGUACAAUAGGCUGUAAGUCUGUUAGCAAUAAAUUUAAAAUAACAGUAGGAAUCUGAGGAUUAGAGUACUUUCUGAGUUUCUGAUUGGCUAUCAUUAUUCCAAAUUUGACUUAAAUGAUAGCCAAUGACAAAAAUUGCGAUAGUCUCAUGUUCCUAGUUGACUUACGAGUGUAAAUUUAUGCAUUAUUUAUGAGCUAAUGACGUUGAAUAUUUAAUUCAAUGACGGAUUAACGCUUGACAACAAUGGCGUUAAAGUGACGAGGCAGGAGCUAAACGCAUUUGCAUCUUACUUGCAACCAAUCACAGGAUUUGCUUUAAUUGGCGUGCUGUGAUUGGUCGCAAACACCAGGACGCGUUAGCUUGGCGUUAUCUUGAGAUCUAAGCGCGCUUACUAUUUGGGAACCCCCGUAGUUGGUUAAUUUGCCGUAUCGUACUUGCAACCAAAUACAAAAGUGGCUUUAAUUGACGCGCUGUGAUGUGUAUAGUUUAUAACUUCAACUUAACUUUAACAUUUGAGUUAAGUGUAAACUAGUUAAGGUAGUGACGUCAUAUGAUAUUGUGUAAAAAAAAUGAGUUAUGCUAUAGCGAACAUGUUGCUGUGUAAUGUGUAAAUAUAUAUUUAUAUUCUCUUUUAAUAUAUAUUUAUUAAAAUGUUGAUCGAGUGCUUAAGAGUACGCUGGCCGGAUGUGUCGAUAGUGGGCGCAGUUACAUAGCAUGAUAUUUAAUUUAGCAUCGUCUGAACAUACACGACACUACAUAUCGAGCUAAUACCGUCGACUUAGCGUAACAGACAGAAGACAAUUUCUUUAUUUUCAGGUUAUUUUUGAUUUUUUUCGUAGACUAAUGCGCGUUAAAAUUGAAAUUAUAAUAUUAUUUUAAAUUAUUCAAUAUCAAAUUCCAAGUAUAUAAAUGCGCUGUUAAAUUUAUAUAAAAAUUUUAAACAUCCGUAAAAUAUUUAAAUUAAUUAUUUCAACCUACGUCAGCGGCAAUGGCUCGAUAUUUCGACCGAAAACUUGUUACUAUGCUGAUCAAUAUAUUUGAGCAAAUUAAAAAAAUAAAUUGGAUAGCCAACGAUCACGGGAAUUAACGAUUCACAAGGAAUAAUAAUUUAGCUUAAAUAGGCGGGCAGCCUGAUUGUGAGUGGAAAACCUCCUUUGUGCAAGUUAAAUAAUUACCACCAUAAAGCCAUAAAGCUACCGGCCUGUAGUUGUGUACAUUAAAACUAUUAACUUAUGUUCUAUGACUUUUUUUUACUCGAUAGUUUGUGAAUAAUUAAAUAUUCUAUAUUAAAAUAACAUUGAUACUCUACUUGUAACUACUCUGUAAUGUAACUUCGGCAGCAGCGCGAGAAUCUAUUAUCGUGCGGUCACUGACCCGACUACUGUGUAUAGUUUCACAGUGUAAUGCCACAUUACAGAAAUAACAUGUUUUUUUUUUGUAUGCAACAAAUUAAUAUUAAAUUUAGAAAAGUCGUAGAACUAAAGUUGUUAGUUUUAAUCAUAGAAACUAUAAGGACGGGGUUUUCUGGUAUGUUUUAAUUUAACCCUGUCCAUUAUUAUUAUUAUUAUAACACUUUAUUUGUAUACCAUAUCAAUAAUAUAUACAAGAAACAAAAAAAAAGGAACAUGAAGUACAAAAGGUGGCUGUAAAGCCAUGCUCCGAGAUGAAGAGUGUUGUACUCACCACCUAUGUACGACGUCUCUCUAGCAUGCCCUACGAAGCUCCGAUUAUAGGCGGUAGUUUUCUACUUAGCAUCAGGUGGCCCAUUCGCUUGGUCUGUCAAUUAUUACCAUAAAUAAAGAGACGGACAAUUCCGUUAAACACAUUGCGUGCGUGUGUUGCAGCUGAGGGUUUGUAGAUGCGUACCUUUUCUAUAAGUUUACUUUAAUUUACUGUCUAAAUUACAGAUUAUAUUAAGUCAUUACUUAUCAAAACUAUUUUUUUUUCACUAUGUAGUACUAGAAGCUAGGGUUCGGAGAAAUGACUUCAUGAUUGCUUAAAGCUGUUACUUCUUCAGAACGGAUACCUUCUAAAUCUGCUAGGAACUCCUUUCGACGUACAGUCCCUUAACGAUUCAAUUUCGCUGCUUUCAAAGUAAACAAAAAAAAAGAAGCUUGUAAAGUAGCGAAGUUCUUUCUUCUCUUCCGCUAUUUCUCAUUC
Molecule: messenger RNA, 3699 nt
Organism: Pararge aegeria (speckled wood butterfly)
Lineage: Eukaryota; Metazoa; Arthropoda; Insecta; Lepidoptera; Nymphalidae
Gene: DopEcR
Product: G-protein coupled receptor 52
Exons: 5
Coding region: 196-1221 (341 amino acids)
Biological process (GO): G protein-coupled receptor signaling pathway
Cellular component (GO): membrane
Molecular function (GO): G protein-coupled receptor activity; peptide binding
Source: RefSeq, a predicted model, not a curated record